AUGAAGAAUUUUAAAACUACACUUAAGGAAGAGACUAAUUUAAUUAUGAACAGAAUUAAGAAGAAUUCUAUCAGCCUGGCACUCACGCAGUCAAAUGAGGGAAUGGUCAUUUCUGAAGAAAUGGAGAUUCCCCACGUACUUAAACUAUUGAACGACCUCAAAAAUAAAAAAUGA
Molecule: messenger RNA, 174 nt
Organism: Nematocida parisii ERTm1
Lineage: Eukaryota; Fungi; Microsporidia
Exons: 1
Coding region: 1-174 (57 amino acids)
Source: RefSeq, a predicted model, not a curated record